UCAGAUUACUUUGGCAUACAUGUGGAUAAAAUGCUUCAUUCUCAUCAGUGUUUUACAAUGAAGACCUUGGACAAAUAAACCAAUGAAGAGAGUCUUUUACCAGAUGGUGUGGUAAAAAAAAAUAUGUUGACAAGAAGUUUUCAUUAUCAAUUAAGUAAAUGACGUUCGCGACCAUGUAGAAUUUUCAAGUAAAUUGCCAAUAAGGGUUAUCUGUCAAGUGAAAAUUAGUUUCAACAUCAUUUAAGUAACUUGUAGACAUCAUGUAUCAAGCUUUUGGUUUAAGUAUCUUACUGAGCUUGUUUCUGUCUGUAAGUGGUGUUGGGCUCCUAAUACUUUACCGACCGUAUGACGUAUCUAACAAUUGCGCUUAUUCUAGCGCUCUUAGGUACGACUUGUCUUUUGGUAUGGGGUUAUCAGACACGAUUACCUUGGUGUUUCAUACAUUACACUCAAUCGACUACGAUUGCCAGGUGGAAAUUGUGGCGGAGUCUUCUGACGUAUACUUAAUAAUAUCCAUUCUUUAUCCACAAAAUAUGGACUACAGCUGCUACCGAAACCCAAGUGCACUAACAGUGUAUAAGACAAAGGAUAAAUGUUACAAAAUAUGCGAUACCAUCGAUGGCAACAACAAAAAGUCGCCUUAUUUUGUUACCAGUGUUCGGGAAAGAUUUCAAUUUCACUUCUGGAGUAACAGCAGUAUUAAUAUAGAUAUGAACGCUCACAUGUACCAGGUGACAGCAACCGCAGCCCGUAUGCUCUCACGCCGCGAGAAAAGUUGCUACAGGAAAAACGAAUCAUUAUGUGUAUACAAUGAGAACAGAUACUGUUUUACUAGCGGCGUAGUAUGUGAUGGAAUCAAAAACUGCGGAGUUGCUGACUGGUUCGACGAGCGCAAGGCCGAGUGCGGUCUGCCGGUGGAAAAGCUCGGCUUUGCCCCGGUAUUCGCUGUGUCCGCAGCCCUCCUCUGCGCAGCGCUGGCAGCCUGGCACGUUCUCACCAAAUUCCUGCCACCCAGUGCCAACUCAUUCUUUGUAUUUAACGCUAAUGAAGACAACAGGCUCCGCGUAGAUCCAGUAUUCACAUCCCCGGCUGCGUGCUCUCGCGACAUUCAUAGAGUCCAGCGGACAUCACUAGUUCCGGUGUCUUCAGAAUCAUCUUCGUGUGACUACUCUGAUGUGCUAACUAGACACAAGUUGCAGCAAAUCAACCAGGCGAUCUUCGCGGAUGGAGAAGAAGAAAAAGCAUUACACAGGACUAAUACCAUGUAUUCUAUGACCGCUAAGUUACAAGAGAAACUCCGGGCAGUAACUCGGAGCAAGUCCACGAACAAGCCAGCGCCGGCAGGCCCGACAGCAAGCACCACUGCCAAAACGAACCAAGUCUACGAUGUUUAAUAAUAAGAAUCUUAGAUAAUAUAGGUAUAUUAAUAACAUGAUUAUAUUUUAUUCAUUUAAUUUUUUUAAAUAAAAUAACUUGUUUAAGUACCAAGAUUUAGGUAUGAA
This is a messenger RNA of Cydia pomonella (codling moth), 1502 nucleotides long. RefSeq lists its product as uncharacterized. The transcript is spliced from 6 exons. Lineage: Eukaryota; Metazoa; Arthropoda; Insecta; Lepidoptera; Tortricidae. The record is from RefSeq and is a predicted model, not a curated record. The coding region runs from base 261 to 1394 and encodes 377 amino acids.